Messenger RNA from Trichoderma atroviride IMI 206040, 656 nucleotides. The record is from RefSeq and is a predicted model, not a curated record. NCBI's taxonomy places the organism in Eukaryota, Fungi, Ascomycota, Sordariomycetes, Hypocreales, Hypocreaceae.
CGUCGUCUUCUUUUUUCGCCUCUGGGACGCUCUUAGCGCUGGCGGCGGCUUCUUCUUCUUCUUUCGUAUGGGGUACUGAGUACCGGUACCAGCUGUCUGGUGCGUCGUCAAGUGGGCAGGGGUCCUCUCCAACUCCAAGGGAGCCAUCCAAUUGGCGGUACCCCCUGGAGCAUGUCUCGUCUAGGCAAGCAGAGCCAGCUGUAUUGUUGCCCAAGUGCCGCCGCCUGUCUCCAAGCGAGAGCAAACGGAGCGAAUGGCAGAUUACGGAGCAAUGGGCGCACAUCUGCCGCUACAUGUACUCUACCUACAAGUAUGUGUGCAGGUAUGCGUUGGACCUAUUCCAUGCCUAUCGGGCCAGACGACCUGCGGCCGGCUUAAUUCAACCAUUGCAUUCGGGCCCCUUUUCUCUUUGUCAACACUGAUCAAUAAUCCCUUCCAUGGUCGAUCUCCGAAAUCGAUAGCGGAGAUGUAGAAAGCUAGGCGAUACAAAAACGAUAGUCGCCUUGUUGUCUUGAUCUUUGACACGGAAUACUCAAAGGGAUGUUCCGUUUGAAAGCACCGUCGCUAAACAAUUCAAGACCCGUGCUAAAAUUAUGGACGGCGUGCGGUACGGAGUAGCAUUAACCUCAUCCACUACUGACAUCUUAUCGAACGUG